Erpetoichthys calabaricus (reedfish) is the source of this 14054-nucleotide messenger RNA. RefSeq names its product cordon-bleu WH2 repeat protein (gene cobl). Gene Ontology annotation, biological process: actin filament polymerization; actin filament network formation. Lineage: Eukaryota; Metazoa; Chordata; Cladistia; Polypteriformes; Polypteridae. Gene Ontology annotation, molecular function: actin monomer binding. Gene Ontology annotation, cellular component: actin filament; terminal web; neuronal cell body. Bases 260 to 4642 code for a protein of 1460 amino acids. The transcript has 20 exons. The record is from RefSeq and is a predicted model, not a curated record.
ACAGAGUAAACUCCCAACGGCCGGCGCUGUGAUUGACAGGAGGGUGCUGGGCGGGGGCGGGCCAGGGAUAAAAGUGGAGCAAGGGCAAACUCAGACAAACAAGGGACGAGAGAAGCAUUUGGAGAUGUAAAUCUGCGGGAUUCACUCUCAAUCAAAGUUUGAGAAGAAGCCAAGAGAAUACAAAAUAAAGAACGAAAGAAAGAAAGAUCGGAUGGUUCCAACUUUUCGGGCCGACUUGCCACAUUGAGAAGCGUGGAGGAUGAACUCAGUGGGAGUCAGCAGUUCCGCGAAGCCGCCCACCGGGAAAAUGAAGGCCAGAGCUCCACCGCCGCCACCCCCUGCAGCCCCCAGACCAGCUCCUCGCCGGAACUUCCCCCCCACGUUGCCUUUGUCCCAAGAGGACGGAGACCGCAGUUCAGGGGACCAGAAGGAGAACGUGCUGAGGGACUCGCUGGACGUUCUGCUCACUCUACCUGGUGGCAUCCAGAAGAGAACUACAGUUAGUGGAAGCAAAGCAUUGAUGGACUUACUGGUGGACCUGUGCAGCCAGUACCACCUUAGCCCAGUGCACCACACCCUGGAACUGCAGACUAGAGAUGCUCAGCCGUUGGCCUUCAAGCCGAACACCCUGCUGGGAAUGCUGGAUGUGCACACCGUGCUAAUUAAAGAGAGAGUUGCAGAGGAGAAGCCCAAACGACCGCCGCCCAAACUGCCAGAGAAGACCGUGAGGCUGGUGGUGAACUACCACAAGACCCAGAAAGCAGUGGUGCGCGUAAGCCCUGUUGUCCCACUGAGCAAUUUAAUUCCCAUCAUUUGUGACAAAUGUGAAUUUGAUCCACGGCACAUUGUCCUACUGAGGGACAGCAGCAGCAGUAAGGGCCUGGACCUCUCCAAGUCCUUGAGCGACCUGGGAAUUCGGGAGCUCUACAUCUUGGACCACAGCUUAGCUCUGCGCUCUAAAAUUCACUCUGCGCCAAUUCUGAAUUUCUCAGAUCCAAGUCGGACAUCUUCAGUGAGCACGAGUGUCUCCGAUAAAAAGGGUCUCCUGGGUUUCUUCAAGCUUAGAAGAAAAAGUAAGACUGAAGAGCCAAGGCCAAUGGAGAUGGAUGAUUUCGAUGGUAGUAGAUAUGCACCCACCGCAGGAGCCGACGGUGAAGGCAAUUACACAGCGCCAAAUACCCCGGGUAUAAACUCCCGAGAGUGCACCAUAGUGGCAUGUCAUUCAAUGGGGAACAUUUCAAGACUGUCACCCAAAUCCGAACUGAAGAAACGGCGAGCACCACCACCUCCACCUCCGGGGUCGGCAUCCAUGCAGAACUUCCAGAGUGUUUCCCUCGAUGAUAUUCAGAUUAUCCACGACUCGCCCAACAUUAACCAGCAGAAGAAGCGGCGUGCACCUCCACCACCGCCAGCUCCUGUUUCAAGCGGCCCGACGGAGGAGACGCCCUUCGAUCGAUCUCGCCUUGUGGGGGUAGUGGAGUCCCCAUGCAGUGACAAAAAGGUGCCACCGAAGUCCUCGCCCACGCAUGGUGGUGAAGAGCCCUUGGGUGUUAAUAGGGAGUUAACAGAAGAAGAUGCUGAGUGUGAGGCCAAUAAUAAAACGGUGGAAGAGGCGGAAAAUAAGAGACACAGCACCAUGGGUUUUGCUGCUACAGAGAAAUUGGAAACUUCAUAUAAUCCUACUGACUAUCAACAUGAACAUAAAGAUUUAAAGAGUGUGAAAUUUGUCACCGAUGCAUUUUUUUUCUCACAGGUAACCAUUUCCACAUUCAUCCUCUGUUUAGGUGCUGGACGUCAGGUGCCACUAAAGCCUCGUAGAGGCAAUGUGAGGGACCCACCUCAGUUAGUGCUUCCCCCUCCCCCUCCAUACCCGCCUUGUAUAGAUUCAGACUACGUGGAUCCCGACGUUUCGCACCCAUCGAGUGAUGACGAGCUCACAGGCCACGUGGAUAUUGCUUCUCAACACUGGCAGGGAACCCAGCAAGAAGGAUGUUCUGACCAAAAGUCAGAGGAAGAGGAGGAAGAUGAGGAAGAAGUGCCGAAGGGCAGCCCUCACACAUCUGACAACACCUGCAUUACCUCUGACCACACAGUCAGCCAUCUCCGCUCCACCCAUGAUGCAUGUCAGACAGAUGGACCUGUCCCUCUGGAGGAGGCUGUGUGCGAGGACAGUGCCCCCGAAGAAAAGGGUGACACUGGCUGGUGCUCGCCAAACAGGUGGAGCGGCAGCAGCGGCGGUCAGCACCCAGAGGAUAAUGACGUGGAUCACUGUGGAGACCUGGGCCUCACCGCUCAGCUACAGCAGACCCUGGCAGAUCUGGAGGCCGACUUAGCAGCUCGCGAGGAGGUCGACGGCGUUUCCGAAGUGUCCGCAUUCCCCAGAGAGGUUUCUUAUUCUGAAGCUGAGGCGGCCGUCCCAGUGACUGCCAUCGAUGAGGUGUGUGACGAGGAUGUCCACUGUGUCUCAGAUGAAGUCGGCACGUCACAAAGAGAGAGGAUGAGCCAUGUUGGUUAUUACCCGCAGCCCGUCCAUGUUGAUAUCUCAAACACGGAGCUUUGUGUCAGCAGUAACAUUAAUGGCCAGUCUUACAUGCAAAAUAAUACGGAAAAGGAGGAGCCAAUCAGGGAAGCCCCUCCAGCAAAGCAAGAAGAGCCCAAAGAAGCAAGCGCCAUUAAAAAAGAAGACCGAUAUGAUAACACUCCUGAUGAAAUGAGGACAAUUGCUAAUAAUCGGAGGGUUCCAAAGGCCGAAAAGCCACCAGUGGCCACAGAAGGUGUCCUGCCAGCCCUUGUGUCAAGCAGACGACAGUUGUCACAGAUGUUAAAGUCACCAGAUUUUGCUGCGAGAGUAGGCAUGAAGACUUUCACAGUGGUACCACCAAAGCCUGUUGUCAAACCGUACCGGGAGAGAGAAGCCCCUACGGUAAGUGGAGCUAUCAAAAUAGAUGACCAAGGAAAUCUCAUCCUGCCAGAAACUGCCAACCAUAAACCGACUAAGUCGACGGGAGCAGGUGGAAGCACCAACGGCUCUCUGCUCAGGAAGGCCAAAGCCUUUUGGAGCUCAGCAGAACAGGAACAGAAUGUGGAAGACCACAAAAUGGGAGCAGCAGAGCCCAAAACCUGCAACUCACAAACCUCUGUGACGUCAGGAACACCGGCUCCACCAAGAGAUGAGACAACGCAGUCCAGGGAGUUAAAGGAGGAGCUUGUGAAACCCACCUUGGAUGCAGGCAAGCGCAACACUUCCAUGUAUGAACGGCCCAUGAAGCCACCUCAGACACUGCUGCUUUUAUCAGACAAUGAGAACCAGGCGGAAUUUCCAUUCCGCAAGCCAAUCCGAAGAACCUCCAGUCAGUACAUCGCCUCGGCCAUAGCCAAAUGCAGCAAGGUGCCUCAGUCGGUUUCAGAGCCAGUACAAUUUCAAGCUAAAAAUGUUCUCAGUAGUGUCCCAGAGAAAGGAAAACAUGUUUCGCCCUCUCCUCACCUUGAAAACGGAGAACGUAAUGGCCGGCUAGAGAGUGAAAGGCACAAAGGGCCACUUGACGAGCUGUCUGAAAAGCAAGAGCUUGGAAUCCCCGUCUCGAUAAUCGAUCAGUGGACACCACAGCCGGCUGGUAAUCCAGAGAAUAAUAAUGCGAUGUCCAGUUUUAAGGAAAGGGUCUAUGAGGGAACGUGGAAGAGCACACAAGAAAAUUCCAAAAGUGAGAAUGUCACGAGUGUCAACACUGAUAGCGACCUCGCCGAGUGUCAUCGUUCGCCUUUACAAUCCCCCACAAGUUAUCCGAAACUCAAUCCUCCACCCCAAAGCAGACUUGGGCCUUCCACCUCUUUGGAGAACAUACAGUCAAAUGGGCUUCGCGCCGAGCCGGCACAUGGGUUAAGGCCCACCGCACAAUCCUCUUGUUUAACUGGCCCCAUUGCAAAGAGUGCGCUGAAAAGUGGGAGUUUGUUCGGCCCGGUCAAAAAAUUCAGACCGAUUCACCUGAAGCCGCUGCAGAAAGAGGCGUCUUUGCACAACUCACUGAUGGAAGCGAUUCAAGCCGGAGAAGGGAAGGAGCGUCUUAGAAAGACACCUGACCCAAUUAAGAGUGCUGACCACCAGAAGCCUUCCAUUGUUGAAGCAGAAGAUCAAAGAUCCCAGCUGCUGGCAGCCAUUCGGGCUCAGAAUGGAAUAUCGGGAUUAAGAAAGAUCGCUUCAACAGCAUCUACAGAAAUAAGCCAUGUGAAGAAUUUAGAAAAUGUCCAGAAUGCUACAAAUGGUCAUUCCCCUUCUUCCCCACCAGCGGAAUUUUCACAUUCCAAAGAAAAACAGGUUGACGGCAUUGAUGCGGACGCUGGUUCAAAUUAUCUUAAAAAGAUGACUUCAGAUUCUCUUCAAGAGCACUCGCCACUCGCUACUGAAGGUGACUUUCCGGCCGCAUCGUGUCCACCGCCUCCACCUCCUCUCCCAAACCAACACAGUAAACUGAGUCAACCGCGUUUGCCAUCUUCAGCCUGUGCCAACAGUGGAGCAAGGGAAGCAUUAAUGGAAGCCAUCCGAACAGGCACCGGGGCAGCACAAUUAAAGAAGGUUCCUGUUCCUUCUAAAACCAUACUCAUCAAUGGGAGGAUUGGGACCAUGCAGGCAUCGUCAGGCUCCUAAGGAUUCCAUGGGACCGGUGCAACUGAAGAGUUUUUGGAAACACCAUGCCAUAUGUUACUCGCCUGGGCUUAUGUGGAUGAUCUUGCACAAAAUAACAAAAUCCACUAAAAAUGUGUGUGCCAAGAACUGUUUAAGUGUGUUUGUGGCUGUGGAGCAGUGAGGUUCACACAGGCCCGUGUGUGGACCACAAUGACUCUGUGUAUAGAAUCAACUGAAUCAUACGACCUUCAGGGUCCCGGGGCACAACUGUCAGAAACGACAACGACCGUGUGUUGAAUUGAAUCACACUGGAGUGCGAGUCACGGUUAGAAAUUCACAAGGGCAGAAUUUGCCUUCAAUAUUUAAAACCUUACAUAUACUUUGCUUGUAUUCUGUAUAAUUUAAUGCAUAAUAUUUAAUGAUAGUGGUCACUGUCUUAGGUUCCCCCCCCCCCCCCUUUUACUAAGUGCACUGUGAUGGAAAAGAAAAAGAGGAAUAGAAAUGUUAAAGAGAGCCGAGAAGAAUCCAAAAGAAACGGGCAUAGGGCUGCUAACAGGUAGGGAAAAACUUCUUCAUGAAUCUAAAUCUGAAAUCUGAGUUCAGGUGUAUUACAGAAGUUUAAAUCAAAAGAGAAGCGUGCCUGUAAGGUUUGUUUUGGAAUUACCAAGAAUCUUGGAUGUUGAUCUAUCUUACCGCCAUCUUAAAUAUCAACUGUGCCAUGACGUGACACGCCUAAUGCCAGCUGUGACUGCGACCGCAUCAUUGCUGACAACAGCGUGGUACACUGACAGUGCAGGGCAGCAGGAGGUUAAAGGAAACGAAUCGGGUUUGUAACAUCAACCCAGGGAGGGCAGGAAUUAAAGAAACAAUAUCUGUGACAUGAGACACAAUCGUAGAAUGAGAAACACUGUGAGAGAAAGAGAGUCAAUUAUCAGAAUAUUUCAUGCGGCUUAAGCCAAAAUGCGAAGCCUAAAGUCGAAAAUCAGAAAAGUAUUCAUACACAGAGGCACCUUUAACCAUCAAAAAGUUUGUUUUGAUUUAUCCACAAACUUGGGACACCCUGGAAGCGUAUGAUGUUGGCCUUCAUUCUCUCACAAUAGUACGUCACACGUUCCCGACCGUCCUGCCUAGCAACAGCCUGGCAAUGCCACGUGACAAAGAGCAAACAAUGGCGGCGCCCAUAAGAAAAACAAAAUGGCACCCUGAAAAAUAACGUCUUCUAAAAACAUUCUGAAUCAAAAAUACAAUCUGACCGUUUCAUUCCUUCACCUCUAAAAUCCAUGGAGCAACAUCUCCAUUAAUUUUAAAGGUUGAAAAAAUAUAAAACAAGCCAAGUCUUUUAUAAACAAAACAAAGAGCCUUGUGUUACUGAAUUCUUGACAAUGAAUUUUUAUUUGAUCUUCCAUUGCGAUUCUUUGGGUUACGUUUUGGUCCUUCCUGAUUUUUGAUCUACUGAUUUCUACAAUAGACUCUGGCUGCAGACCUCCAGAGGUCCACUCCAUUGCUUCAUAUUAUACGUCAGUGAUAACGCCUGAUUACACUGUGGUUAAGAUUAGAGAUGGCGGAGGGUUAUCUGAUUCAAGUCAGCCAUGUGACAAAAAAACUGCAAUCCAAUUGGCUGUCCAGCAGAGCUGUCAAUCGUAUCCUUUCUCAGUUCCUGACCACUGCUGUCAUGUGACCUCGUUUCUAAUUUUGCAUCCGUUUCUCACUUCUUUUUCUUAGACAAUCGACUAUACUGACAAGCCGGGUUUAUUACCGAUGCACUUAAUGAUACGAUUUGUAAAUUAAUUAGGAGAAAAACUGAAAAACGAGUCAAAAGUGGAAAAUCUACCACACCACAAUAAAAAGUCAAAACGAGAGUCAAAAAAUCAGAUUAAUAAUACCAGUGUGAGUCCAAAACCAGUAACAGCUUUUUGGAAACUGAAAGUUUUAGAAAGUAAAGCACGACCACCUAAAAGGGCUUUUGAACCCUUUGUGUGAUGAGUGGCAGGGUUACGACCUCCAAGCCCCGCCCCUAAGAGCCACUGAAGUGUAAACCAGUGGUUCGUACCCCUGGUCCUGGGGACCCUCUGAGCCCGCAGUUUCAUUCAUUUUGUGUCUCUGUUUGUCUGAGUCACAUUUUGCAAUCAAUUUUUUACCCACUUUUACCGAACUGAUUUCCUUCAAACUGUGCAUCCAAUGCCGAUCUCCCGUGAAAUUAUUUCAAUAUUUGACCCAGGAUCUAUACGGUAAUUACGUUACAUUUAAAUUUCUUAUUUCUUUAUAUUACAGUUUUUGCAAAUACACACAUAUACCGGGUGGCCCAUAUUUAUGUAACUGAUUGAAAAGGUGUUAUUGUCAGGAAACUAUCGAUGUUAUUAUCACAGUAACAUAAUGGAACAGGAACACUAAGAACCUUAAAUAGUUUUUCAUCCACUGUUCUCCAUGGCGUGUUCCACCAACAAGCCAUCCAGAUCGAUACACACCUGAAGACAAAGAGCAAUGCUGUCACAGGCGGCUUGGCACAUCUGUACUGGUAUCGUCUGAAAUUCGUCUCUGAUCGCUGCACGUAGCUCUUCCACAUUGUGGGUGCGAUGUUGAUACACCUUGUCUUUUAGGUAACCCCACAGGAAAGUGUCUGGUGGGGUCAAAUCAGGAGACCGAGCCGGCCAUUCCACAGGCCUGCAUCAGCCGAUCCAGCGUUGCAGGAAUGUUUCGUUCAACCACUGUUGCACUGGUACGGCAUAGCGUCCGACAAUCGAUUCGCCACCACUGUGUAUUCAAACACAGCAGGGGUUGCCCAUCCAGCACAUCGUUACUCCCAUUCUCAGGCUACACAGUGAUGCCAUUUUUGAUACUUUUCGUACAGUAGUUUAAAUGCUCCAGCCUGUGAAAUGUCAUGUACAUAAAUAUGGGCCACCCUGUAUAUAUAGAGUGCUUUUGGCCAACGCACAUACGAGGUGUGAUCAAAAAAUACAGUGAAUGUUUUAAAAAAGAAACGUAUAUUGCAGUAAAAGAUUUACAACUACAAGUCCCCCUCAAAAUACUGUCCUCCACUUCGAAUGCACUUAUCACAACGCUCCUGCCACUUUGUGAAGCCGUUCUGGAAGGUUUCUUUCAAGAGUGUCUUUAUUUGGGCUGUCGUGGCUGCCUGGAUGUCCUCAAUGGAUUGAAAUCGUUUGCCUUUCAUGGUCACUUUCAAUUUUGGGGACAGCCAGAAAUCGCACAGUUCCAGAUCCGGCGAAUAAGGUGGAUGCGGACACAGCGUUAUGUUUUUACUCGACAGAAAUGGACGUACUAGAAGGGAUGUGUGACAAGGAGCGUUGUCAUGAUGAAGAAUGAAACCAUUUCAACAUUUUCCUCGGUUAUUGAUGUUGAAGGACGUCCUGACCUUUUCUCGUCUUCAGCCAAGUCAGAUCCAUUACGAAAUCGAUCAGACCACUUGUAAACAGUCUUGAUUGUCGGUGCAGUGUCACCAUAAACCGAUUUUAACAUCUGAUGGGUUUCGUGUUAAUGCGUUGCUCGAUAUCCAUUAAUAACGACAAACUUGAAAAACACACUGAACUCAACAGUGGCUCACAAACGACUGACAGUAUCACAUAAGUUGAAACUCGUCACAAACUCGGCUCUCGGAUGGACUUGUCAGAACCGGCAUGGUGCUCUGCAUCAACAUUCACCAUACUUUUUGAUCACACCUCGUAUAUUUGAGAAAUUAGCGGUAUUGGUCAAGUGGUUAGCGUGUUGGACUUUCGAUCAAACAGUCGAAGGUUCAAGACCAAUGUAGACAAAUUAAUUUUAAAAAGAAAAAAUCAUUUUGAUGAGUUGAUAUUGAAGUUUUGUCAAAUUACUUCAAUACGACAGUUAAGCAGCAUUGGUCAGGUGGUUAGCGUGUUGGACGUUCAAUCAAAUAGUCGAACGUUCGAGUCCAAUGUACACACGUUUUUUUUUGUUUGUUUUUUAUUUUACCAGUUUUUUCAUCAUUUAUAUACAAAUUUGGUGAAAUACUCUUUUUAGUGAUUUAUUGUAUUGGCUCACUGGAUAAACUGUUUUCUAAGAAAGGUUCGAUUCUCCAAUAGACAAACACACAUUUCCAGGACUUCACACGAAUAACAUUUCUCCGUGGUUAGGACUUUCUGAACUGAGAGAUGAACGCAAAUGAGUGUGACGUCUCCCUUCCAGAUUGUAGGUUCGAUUCCACUCUGUCACUAAUGUCACUUCUGCCACAUCACCUGCCCACCCAAGUCAACGUCUUUGUAACGUGCAAAGGACCGUGUGGCAUUUGGGUGGCUAAAAAAUAUAUAAAAAAAAAUUUUUAAGGUCACAAUUUUAUUGAAAAAUGCACUUAAAAGUAAAACUUUUUUUUUUUUAUUGUACAAAGAUUUUGUUGGUCAGAUGUGGCUAAAAAUGAAAUUGUGGGCCACCCAUAAAAGAAUGAAUUUAAUUCAAUUAUAAUCCAUAGAGGUUAGGUUAGGUUAGGUUUGGUUAAGUUAAGUAGACUUUAUUAUCCCAGAGAGAAUUUGUUUGGUUUGUUUGUUUUAGAUUUCUUGAAUGAUUCCAAAAAAUAAUAACUCGUACAAUUUAUAGAUUUUUCUACAAUAACUUCUGGACCGUUGUUUAGGCUCAGAAACAUAAGGAUUUUGCAUAUAUGCUUUAAUGUUCUGUUUAAUUGUGGCUAAAACAUCAUUUGGUUUAUAUAUUGACCUUACCACAACUCCAUUUCUGUUUUGGUGUUGGGCGCCCCAUGUUGCUAGGUGUCACUACCCAUAAGUCAGUGCAACGGUGUGGCGCUCCCGUUGUGUAUGAUUGUGAAUACGUUCUCUAAAGCCUCUUGUGCAUUUUUGGGUUUAGAUUUACAGGAAACUAAUUUCUAUGUUUUUAACUUUGAUUUGCGAUUACAUUUUGAUUUAAAUGAACUGAUUUGCAUUUUGGUCUGCUGAAGCAGGGUGAUUUUUAUUUUCGCACUGGAAGUGAGAACAAAACGGAUCAAAGCCAAAGAGACAAACUGACCGUUUUCGACAAGCCAGAAAUUUGACACAAGUACCAAAAUUGUAAACCAGAAAGUAAGUCAGAAAACCGACAAUAAAAAUACCGAGAAGUGCACAUUAAGUCUUUUAGUUUUGUCCAAAAAACAGAUACCUUUUAGAAGGGUCACGCUGAUGACAUCACAGAAGCGAGCUCCCUGGGGACUUAUGGGAGGUCACAAAACGCCACCGUCCGUCAACAUUCAAAACAGCGGUGUAAAUAAGAUGCUAAAAAAAAUUACAACUUAGCCAGGAACCAAGGAUGAAGGAUGAAAGAAACGCCGUACUCAUCCUCAGAAACUCAAGAACAGUCAUCAAGAAGUACCAAAAAUGUAUAAAGAACACCAAUCACAGUAGACUUCAUCACAUUUAUUUACUUGCGCUUCAUUGUCGGACCUCGGCAGUACACUCAACUAGGUAGUUAGUGUCAGAACAAGACCCCACUUGACCGUCCUGUCACAUGCUAUAUGCCCCGCCCAUCGACAACAAUUAUGGCUCAGUCCUGUGAUGUGAUUGGAGGAGCAGAGGACAUAAAACUGGAGCGCCACUACUGCUCGCAGCGCACAGCCACUUCUCGUACACUUUGGCUCUUGACUGCGUUUGUAUUUCCUUUUUCAAUUUUAUUUUUUUCGGUUUCUCUGCACCCAUACCUGUGUUCUGACUCUCAUGUUGGGUGUUAUUUUUUGGAUCACUGAAUUUUAUUCUGACGUCCAGUUGUGGCAGUUCUUCAUUUUUAAACCAUUUUGUUGGCCAUUUUGGAUUUUUCACACUCAACACCAGUUUCAGCUCCCGUUGAUACUAAAUAUCUGCUUUCGCAAUACACUCAUAUAUGAAACGUACACAGAGAUGAAGAAUUGGGGUCUGUAGUGGAAACCCCAUUUGCAGUUGGUCAUCGGGAGCUGAAAUAUAAAACUGGGGGUCGUGAGUUGCUGCCGUUUGGGCCACACAGGUUCAUGACUCAACGAUGUAUUAAAUGGGAAUGGGUUUGCGUGCAGAUUGCGAAGGGUCUCGUGAGGGGUCACCAUUUGACAUUGUUCCACGAUGACUUUAGGCAACAAUUCUCCAAUCUUGAAGACACUUAGAAAGGCAAGAUAAGGUCACGAGGAAAUAAAGUUUAUGAUAGAUGUGAUAAGCCCGUCACGGUCCAAGUUUGAGUUUUCUGUCUUCGACAGGUCACUUCUAAGAAACGAGUGGUUUCACAAACAAACGGCAACUUCUUCUUUCUUAUUAUUUCUGACUGGGCAGAAGGGGCAAAACUUCCAGAGCCAACGAGGAAGUGACUUAAGAGGUCCUCCUGGAUUUCCUCCUCCGCUGUAGAGUUAGACAAGUCAUUAACAUCCGUGACACACCGCUCCGCAUUCACCAAGACUCUGAUGUGUGAAGAGCCCUCAAAACGCGCCUGAGAAGUUAGUUGAACGAAAUUCUUACUUGCAUGUCCAUCCAACAUGUCGCCGCUCCCCAGUGCCAUGACAAACGGGAAUCAAAUGUGAGGGAUGUAAAAGAUUUCCACAAUACUGAGAAUCCAAAGUGUACCCAUACUGGUAUGAACGGUCAGACCAAAAGCAAUGAGCGUGUGAUCCUGAUAACUGAACGCAGAUGGUUUAGGAAAUGACCAGAUUGCUCUUUCUGUCACCGUUCUACCAGUGUAGUCGUUUGGUUUCCUGAUCGAAACGAUGAAACAAGCUGUCGUCACCAGUCGUGGAUGCUGUGAAUUCCUUCAUCCCGUCUCACAGCAUAGCGGUUUGGCGACUGCAAGGAAACUUCUUUAUUUUUUUGGAGAAAUUUUGCACUCUUUGUUCUUUGGUAGCCUACACUUUCCAUAUUAUUUUUGACUGCAUGUUACUCUUUCUCACUCACCAAGUUCUUUGAUUGUCACAUCUCUCUUCUUUCCCAUUUUUGUUUUUGCUGUUAUUGGAGAAAAUUUUCAGAAACUCACUACAAGACAAAAUCAGCAUUCCAGUUGUGGGCCAUUCACAAGCAGCACAAAAGGGUUUAAUGGGAAACUAAAGGUGUCUCAGGGAUGAGACAAUGGAAGGGAAGGUUGGGUUACAGGGGCAUACAACACACAGGGAAAUCGUAAAUACGACACACACUGACGCCGUACAGUCACGCUGGCUAGAGCUGCACCUCAUCCACUAACCUUCACACCAACUACCCAAUUUCUUUCACCUCCUUGCGCCUGCCUUCAUCUUCCUCCUGAUCUUUAGGCUCCUGGAUUGAGGAUUCGGAGGCCAUUUUAAAGUACACCCAGUAUCGUGUGACAUAAAGGUACUGGUCUAGACCUCCCUCUAGAUGUCCACAUCUUGAGCCAAUCGUAAGAACAUAAGAAAUCUGACAAAAGAGAGGAGACCAUUCGGGCCCUCAAGCUUGUUUGUUUAGCUGGUAGCUAAGUUGUCUCAGGAUCCUUCUCAAUGGUUGUCGAGGUUUCUGCUUCAACUCCAUGUCUCUGCAUAAAGAAGUGCAUCCUGGCUUCAGUUGUAAAUCACGUUGCACACGUCCACUGAUGCGUAGCUCGCUGCCUUUGCAUUACACGUCCGUCAUGAUUGGCGACUCACCCAGUCAUCCAUUUCAAGGUUCACCUCACCCUCACCAGUCAUCCCGUACACUGUGGUUAGGGUUAGGGGGAAGUGAUGUCUACUACUCGGUGGGCGUGCCAUUCAGUGGGUGUGUCCUAUAGUGGGUGUGUCAUGCAUUGCACGUGUCAUAUAGUGGGAGUGUCCUGUAGCGCUUUGGGCUCCGACCAGACCCAUCUGAGAGUUUCCACUGUGUCAAUCAUGUGACAUAAACAUGCAGUCCUAUUCGCUGUUCAGCAAAGCUCCUGAAUCACAUAGUCUGCAGUUAAAUUCGUCUGUCCCCUGACUUCCUUAUCCCUUAAAUCAAUACAUUUAAAUUAAGGGGCCGUGGCACACCUGGAAAGAUUGAUAUCCUAAAAAGAAAAAGAAUUUCACUUUUUAAAUAUUGUCUUUAAAUUGCUUCAUAUAGUUUAGGAAGAUUUAGACAAGAACAGGCCAUUCAGCCCAGCUCGCCAGUCCCAGCCUCCAAAAUGACAUCAAGUCGAGUUUUGAGGUCCCUAAAGUCCUGCUGUCCACCACACUACUCGGUAAGUUUUAUAUUUUUUACCAUCUUAGUUUCCAGCUCCAUGUUUGUUUUGGGAAUGGCACCACAAUUUGGUGCAUUGCAGAGUCCAUUUCCGCGGGGAUUUCCCAUAAAGCACCAGGGCCGCUCCACUUGUGACGUCAUCGACGUGCCGGUGUAAAGAUCACCAUAAAAUAGUCCCUGGUAGCCCAGGCUUAGCGUUCUGCUUUCUUUGUGUGUUGAUGACUGUUUUUUGAAACGCAGCUCUGACCCUUGACCACGAUAUUUUGUUUUUUUUUGGUUCAUGAUUUGGCUUUGAUGUUUGUUUCUUUUUCACUUUCGGUUUGGACCCUUGCUUUGUCCGCUGACUUAGUUCCAAUGCUGUGUUCCUUUUACCUUGAAUGUCAGAGCUGGGAAGGACGUCACACCCGAGUUGGCGGAAUUCCAGUGAAACAUUUGGAAAAACAAUAUGGACGCCUCCAGGAAAGCUGUUGUUGCGCUCGCUCUUUCGAAAUACAGACGACUGCUGAACAUCGCGUUACGAAGUAUUUUCCGAAUACCGUAGCAAGAAGUCCACCGAUAGAAGUUGGACAGCACCGUGUGCCUGACAGGUUUAAUGAGAGUGAAGUGCUCAUAAACAGUAGAACGUUACAACCACCACUAAAGUUCUCAGUGUACGUCACCAUUUUGGUUUGAUGUCAUAAUCUGAAGUUGGACAAACUCGGACUUUCCAAGUAGAAAAUUCGACUUGUGGGGACGUUCCAACUGAAAAUUUCGAAUAAGAACGUGGAAAUUCUGACUUCCCAGUUCAAAUGAACCGCAGCAUUUCUCCUGCUUGUCGCUCCUGAAUUCUUUGGACUGCCUGUCCUUCCCUUGUUGGCCACGUGUGAAGUUUGUCGACUGACCCCCCCAGUUAUGUUCAGCACCGUCGGGCGUUUCUUGGUAAUUCCAGCAGGCUCGUUAUUUUUGGUCCGAUGCCCACAAAGCCAUCUGACGUUGGUACUGCUGGGGAUUUUUCAUUUGUAAAACUCGAUUUUUAGGUGGCACAUAGCCAACUGAGUGGCGUUUGCAGGUUUUGUGUUUUCUCGCUUGUGGACUCGUUUUGCAGCCACAUCUAAGGUAUCAUAAGGCGCGUUACGGGUUUGGGGGACGGUGGCAGUUUCUCGAUGCUGAAGAUGUGUAAAUGAAACACUGGAUGAAUGAACUUUCACGUUCAGGAUUAGUCGUUAACACACCGUUUCGUGCAUAUUGUAUGUUUAUCUAAAGAAGCAUCUCCAACUUUUUGUCAUUUUAAAGCAGCUGUUAGUAUCCUUUGAAUUAUUUGUAUAUUUUGAAAAAUAAACGGUACCGUUUGUAAA